AUGGAUACACGACGGCAUCCAGCUGUUAGAGACGCAUCAAACUACGUCCUUCAAAUUAAGAAUGCUUUCCAAUACACUCGCCCCGGAAUUUACGACGAGUUUUUGAACAUCAUGCAUGCGUUUGUCAUACAUCACUCGACCAAGGCGACGACGAUCCAGUGGGUCAACCUGCUGGACGUCCAUUAUCUGGAUAUCAUCUAUGGCUUCAAACAGUUUUUGCCAGAUAGGGAAGCCGAAAGGCUGGUCGAUCUCAGGAUCUUGUAUCUGGUUUUGCAAAAUUGGUUGAGGAGGAGUAGGGACGUGGAGUGGACUCAUCCGGAUUGGAGUCGUAUCUGGGAAACGGAUUCGAUAGGAGAGCGAUGA
This is a messenger RNA of Botrytis fragariae, 363 nucleotides long. RefSeq lists its product as uncharacterized. Gene Ontology annotation, biological process: regulation of DNA-templated transcription. NCBI's taxonomy places the organism in Eukaryota, Fungi, Ascomycota, Leotiomycetes, Helotiales, Sclerotiniaceae. The transcript has 2 exons. The record is from RefSeq and is a predicted model, not a curated record. The coding region runs from base 1 to 363 and encodes 120 amino acids.